Messenger RNA from Trichechus manatus latirostris (Florida manatee), 562 nucleotides. RefSeq names its product 40S ribosomal protein S3a-like. The record is from RefSeq and is a predicted model, not a curated record. The transcript is spliced from 2 exons. Lineage: Eukaryota; Metazoa; Chordata; Mammalia; Sirenia; Trichechidae. Gene Ontology annotation, molecular function: structural constituent of ribosome. Gene Ontology annotation, cellular component: ribosome; cytosol. The coding region runs from base 53 to 562 and encodes 169 amino acids. Gene Ontology annotation, biological process: translation.
CCUUAGAUCAAGAAGCAACCAUUCAUUCCCCUUUGGCCCUCUCAGCAGCACCAUGGCGGUCAGCAAAAACAAGCGCCUUACAAAAAGUGGCAAAAAAGGAGCCAAGAAGAAAGUGGUUGAUCCAUUUUCUAAGAAAGAUUGGUAUGAUGUGAAAGCACCAGCUAUGUUCAAUAUAAGAAAUAUUGGGAAAACACUAGCCACAAGAACUCAAGGAACAAAAACUGCAUCUGAUGGCCUCAAGGGUUGUGUUUUUGAAGUAAGCCUUGCCAAUCUGCAGAACGAUGAAGUCCACCAAAUCCGCAAGAAAAUGAUGGAAAUCAUGACCAAAGAGGUGCAGACAAAUGACUUAAAAGAAGUGAUCAAUAAAUUGAUUCCAAUAAGCAUUGGGAAAGAAAUAGAAAAGGCUUGCCAAUCUAUUUAUCCUCUCUAUGAUGUGUUUGUUAGAAAAGUAAAAAUGCUGAAGAGGCCCAAGUUUGAACUGGAAAAACUCCUGGAGCUUCACGGUGAAGGUGGUAGUUCUGGAAAAGCCACCAGAGAUGGGACAGGUGCUAAAGUUGAAUGA